This is a messenger RNA of Phytophthora infestans T30-4, 513 nucleotides long. RefSeq lists its product as uncharacterized. The record is from RefSeq and is a predicted model, not a curated record. Lineage: Eukaryota; Oomycota; Peronosporomycetes; Peronosporales; Peronosporaceae. The coding region runs from base 1 to 513 and encodes 170 amino acids. Gene Ontology annotation, molecular function: protein binding. The transcript has a single exon.
AUGCAUGUGUACUGCAACAUCAACAGUUGCCCGUACGUGGGUCAGUACGGAAACGGACUGAUGGAAUCCAGCAAACUGUUUUUGGGGCGAAAUGCGCGGACCCGCUCACUGGGAGUUGUCGCCGGAGAGAAUAUCGAGGCUGGAGAGGUACUUGGAGAGUACCUGGGCGAGCUGGAGCACGUGAGCAUGGACCCUUCGAAGCGUCCUCGCAACACGGGGUAUCGUCUCGUCAUGCAGCAUCGGCCAGAGCGACCCACGCAGCCCAUUCGAGUUGCUAUCAAUGCUGAGCGCUUUAGAGGGUUGAUGCGGUUCGUAAACCACUCGUGUCGCCCGUGUGCUCGUUUUGGGGAGGUAUCUAAUCGACGACGAACCACGGUGGUAGUCGUUACGACAAAGACAGUGCGCAAGGGCGAGGAAAUCUGUGUGGACUACGGGAGCGACCUGUGGUUCGUGUGCCGCUGUGGACUUGAUGAUUGUUGCCACCGUGACAUACAAGACCAGCGCGACCCAUAG